Messenger RNA from Panicum virgatum (switchgrass), 1509 nucleotides. RefSeq names its product calcineurin B-like protein 5. NCBI's taxonomy places the organism in Eukaryota, Viridiplantae, Streptophyta, Magnoliopsida, Poales, Poaceae. Gene Ontology annotation, molecular function: calcium ion binding; kinase binding. The coding region runs from base 251 to 958 and encodes 235 amino acids. The transcript has 9 exons. The record is from RefSeq and is a predicted model, not a curated record. Gene Ontology annotation, biological process: calcium-mediated signaling.
UUCCCCCUUUCUUCCUCCGCUUGAUUCCAGAGGCUUGCUUUGACCUGAGAGGGAUAUUCAUCCGAGUGUUCUGGGUGCUGCGAGUUCUUGAUUUCUUCCGGGAAAUUUGAGCUGCUGCGCAUUGGCCUCAUCUCGCUCGGGGGAUUCACCCAUUUCAUGUUGAGGGUUGAACUUCUGCCACCGAUAAGAAGAUGUGAUCGAGGUUUGCACUUUUCUCAAUUUUCUGCACCGGAGCCGCUGGAUGUGAGUGAUGGGGUGCGUACCAACAAAGCAUGCUGGUCGGUCACCGCAUUCACUGGAUACACGGGAAGCUGUGGCCCUUGCUUCCGAAACAUCUUGUGAGAAAGUGGAUCUUCCAGAUUUUGUUAAUAUUGCUACUGGAACAGCGUUUACAGUAAGUGAAGUUGAGGCACUACAUGACCUCUUCAGGAAAAUAAGUAAUUCAAUCAUCAAAGAUAAUCUAAUUAGCAAGGAAGAAUUCCACGUUGCUCUAUUUAGGAACAAGACGAAGCAAAAUCUCUUUGUUGAUAGGGUAUUUGACUUGUUUGAUCAAAAACGAAAUGGUGUUAUUGAAUUUGGUGAAUUUGUUCGAUCUCUUAGUGUGUUUCAUCCAGAUGCACCUGAAGAACAAAAAGUUGCAUUUGCAUUUAAGUUGUAUGACUUAAGACAGACUGGCUUUAUUGAACGGAAUGAGUUGAAGGAGAUGGUGUUGGCUCUGCUAGACGAAUCAGAUUUGGAUAUUACAGCUGAUGCUGUCGAGAUGAUUGUUGAUAGGACAUUUGACCAGGCUGACACAAAAGGUGAUGGGAGGAUCGAUCAAGAAGAAUGGACUGCAUUUGCUAAAGACAAUCCAUAUGUACUAAGGAAUAUGACCCUUCCAUACCUUAAGGACAUCACCAUGGUAUUCCCAAGCUUUGUGGUUCACUCAGAAAUCAGUGAAGCAGAUAUGGCUGCCUAACCUGAAAAGUGAGAAGUAACUGCAAGCAUGCAACACAUCUCUGUACAUCCUGAUCUAAAUACUGAUGAAAGGACAUGCUGCAAGCUUUUUCAUCAAGAAAAGGUUUGAAACACGUCAUCCAAGCACCCGUUGUGGUUAGAAUUGUGGACUGGCUGCAAAUGGUGGAAGUAGGAAAUGAGUUUUGUUGUCUUACCUACAAGCAAAAGAGCAAUGUAGCAUCCAACUCCAGCAUCACUAACCAAAUGUCUAAACAUGUACAAGACACAGCAAUUUGUCUAUUUCUGCUUUUGUUACGUUGGAGAAUGCUUAGACAAGGAUGUUGCAGCCUCAUAGACCAAGUGCAGCUGUUCGACUCAACGCCAUUUAAACAAAAAGGAUAUACAGUAAAAAUCAAUGUUUAACACUUCUCCCCUCACAAAAAAGGGUUAUAUGUUCUCUGAGAAUAAGUUAAUUGAAUCACCAUUAAACCUGAAUACCUGAUGUAACAUUGCUACCAUAUCUUUUUUUUAUCAGUUUUUUAUGGUAAACGCCCUAAGGGCAGAAAUUUAAUA